CGGAUACUCCGCCACCGCAACAAGUUAACCGCCAGCACGCCCUGGUUUUGUAAGUAUCAAAUGCUCAAACCCACCCCUGAACUACACGUUGACUCACCAACAACCAACUACCAAAUAAUCAGAAGAAUAUGGCGUUUCCCGGCCUACAUAUCGUCGAGCCCAAAGGCGCCCAUAUGCACACUAUCAUUCUGCUCCAUGGACGUUCUAGUGACGGCCCUGAAUUUGCCGAAGAACUCCUUGAUUCGAAAACGUCCGAGAAGAAGACGCUUACGGCGCGGUUCCCAAAUUGCCGCUGGGUAUUCCCUACCUCUCGAGACCGAUGGAGUUCAGUUUUCCAGGAGGACUUAACUGCUUGGUUUGAUAUAUAUUCUCUGUCGAACGCUUCCGCGAAACAAGAUCUUCAAAUUGAUGGCUUGAGAGAAACAAUGCUAUAUAUUCUAGAGGUUAUGAGUCAAGAGAUUGAUCUUCUUGGAGGAAGGCCCGAAAAAGUUGUACUUGGUGGAAUAAGCCUGGGCAUGGCGGCGGCUUUAUGGGUACUCCUAUGCUCACCAGGAAGAUUCAAAGGGAGAAUCGGCGGCUUCAUCGGGAUGUGUGGAUGGCUUCCAUUCGCGAAUAAGAUCCAAGACUUACAGCACCCAAGGGAGAUGAUACCAAAGUUCCUUUUGGAUACCGUCCGAUGCGAAGAACAGGUGCAAACCAGCACAAUAGAUACUGAAACCAUGCUAUCUACGUCAGUAUUUCUACUGCAUGGAUCUGAUGAUACCUGGGUUGAUGUUGAACUGGGUCGCGCGGCGCAUAGGGGCCUCUUGAAGCUGGGGAUGAAGCCUGAGUGGAAGGAGUAUGUGGGUGCAGAAAAUAACGGACACUGGAUAAAGGAACCGGAGGGGUUUGAUGCUAUUGUUCAGUUCUUGGAGGCUGUCUGGGCAUCGUAGAGCUUAUUAAACGCUUCACUGUCGCGAAGGAAGAUCUCGGGUAUGAGGCUGUUGUCCAACUGUUGAACGAGAAGCACACCUCAAUUUAGCAUGCCCACAGCUACUGUCAGAUAAUGUAUUCAGGGUGUCGUGGGUACUUCAAUUCUACCCAGGUAAAUCGAGCCAUUGGCAUGAGACGAUAAUUUUUGAGUAGAAGUUCAAGGUUCCCUCAGAAAAAUUAAGACUCGUUGGGUCAUAAAAUGCAUUUUGAUAAAUUUCAUUUAGAAUAAAAACCCAAAAUGUAUUAAGUAUCAAUGAGCUUGGUCGAAUCGUUAAAUAUUUUCAUUAUUA
Molecule: messenger RNA, 1262 nt
Organism: Trichophyton rubrum CBS 118892
Lineage: Eukaryota; Fungi; Ascomycota; Eurotiomycetes; Onygenales; Arthrodermataceae
Exons: 1
Coding region: 129-932 (267 amino acids)
Biological process (GO): protein depalmitoylation
Cellular component (GO): cytoplasm
Molecular function (GO): carboxylic ester hydrolase activity; palmitoyl-(protein) hydrolase activity
Source: RefSeq, a predicted model, not a curated record